Messenger RNA from Salvia miltiorrhiza (redroot sage), 1661 nucleotides. Its product is annotated as ankyrin repeat-containing protein NPR4-like. Gene Ontology annotation, cellular component: plasma membrane. The transcript has 2 exons. The record is from RefSeq and is a predicted model, not a curated record. The coding region runs from base 76 to 1428 and encodes 450 amino acids. NCBI's taxonomy places the organism in Eukaryota, Viridiplantae, Streptophyta, Magnoliopsida, Lamiales, Lamiaceae. Gene Ontology annotation, molecular function: protein phosphatase 1 binding; protein phosphatase regulator activity.
GUGUGUGUGAGAGUUCACAAAAUCACAAGCUUGUGUGGAAAUUAAAAAAGGCAUUAGUUGAAUAGGAAAUCAAGAAUGGCUGGAGAAUCAGCGGAAAAGAAACUGUAUGAUGCUGCAACAAUUGGGGAUGUAGCAACGUUCCAACAACUGCUCCAAGAAAACCCACAUCUUCUUGAUGUAGUUUCAUUUCCAUGUCUCAGAAAUGUAUUACACAUAGCAAUAAAGCAGGGACAAGAAAGCAUCAUGGAAGAGGUGUUGCAGAUCAACCAAGAGCUAGCUCGAGAUCUGGACUCCAAGAAUUCUUCAUCUCUUCACCUUGCAGCUGCGAAAGGGAACGUCGGAAUUGCCAAAAGAUUGUUACCAAUAGCCCCAGAGAUGUGCUGGUGGAGAGACUGCCAUGAUAUGAACCCAAUUCAUGUUGCAGCCAUGAAAGGGCAUGAUGAGGUGUUGAAGGAGCUGCUUCAAAUGGAUUUAUUUCCUGCUAUGGAGAGACUGCAUCGCGGCCAGACCGCGCUGCACUUUUGCGUGAAACAUCGUCAGCUUACCACAUUGAAGGUUUUGGUGGAGAAGUUGGGAGACCUUGUGAAUGCAAAGGAUGAUGAUGGGGAGACGCUCUUGCAUUUGGCUGUGAGGUCCAAUCAAGAUGAGGUUGUACGGUACUUGGUGGAAAGUAAUAAAAUGAAGAAGUUAUCUAUGAAUUCCAUGGGCAAAACAGCACUGCAUAUCUUAAAUGAGACCUCUCGAGACACAGCUACAUAUUCAGAGAUUAAAGGAAUGUUGCGAAGUUUAUCUGAUCAGUCAAUGCUCGAAGUCUUCCCCAAGUUGACCGACGUCACAAUGGUGGUGGUGGUCCUGAUCGCCACCAUGGCAUUCCAGGCCGCCGUCAGCCCCCCCGGCGGCGUGUGGCAGGAUGACACAUCAUCGCACAGUGCCGGCAAAGCAGUGAUGGCGUCUACUCAUCCCAAAAUCUACAAACACUUCGUUCGUGCUAACACCACAGCUUUCAUUUCAUCUGUCAUCACAAUCCUCCUCAUCACCACCGGAGGGCCAUCGAAGAGCUUCUUCUUCCUGGCUAUCGCCACGUAUGCAAUGUGGGCGUCGUUGACAUCUAUUGGAGUGAGCUAUGGAGCUUCCUUGGUGAUGACCAAUCCCAUGGAAACAGUACUAUCAAUUGGCCAUAUUGCUACCGUAAUUGUCUCCGUGUUUCUCAUCAUCUUUGUGUUAAUAUUCGCCUACGGUCCCAUACAUGAGUUUUACUCGUCGUUGGAGAGAAAAAUACGAAGAGAGCACCAAAAUAGUUUUUCAUUCGGAUACGCAUAUGGUUAUAGACUAGGGUAUAAUUGCGGACGACGCUGCUUGAGGAUUUUGUGCGGAAGGUCGGACUCAGCCCAGUCGCGAGACACUGGCCGCACCGUACAGGCUGCGUGAAAUCGGAAAGUUGCAGAUCAGCAGCAGAAUAUUACAAACGCAAUCACCUUUGUUUUGCGAUCAUAAGUUACUGGUAUUGGACUAUCGUUGAAGAAUUGUGCUCCAUAAGUCUCUACUUUGUGUUGAAUUCUGGAUGUAGAUCGAUUUUUGUAUAAUUUUUCCUACUGAUGGGAUCCUUUUGAUGGGGAUGCAAACAAGAAAAAUGGAUGAAAUAAAAUAGUAUGCUUAAUUAA